AUGUGUGACCAGUUGUUGAAGUUUCUUUCAGGAGAAAAAAAUAUUAGAGAAUGUAGUGCUGAAGAACUAAAAGAAUUACCAAUUGAUUUCUUCUUAAAAUAUGUCGAUAGCUCUACGCUUCUACAUAUUUGGGGUCUGCUGCCAGUAGAACACAGGCAAGAAUUUGAGUUGCAAAUAAAAUUACCAUGUUUUAUACAUUACAACAGACCUGAUUGGAGGACUCAUGUUGAUGGACCUCCAUCGUCACAGAAAACAUGCACUUUUUGCAUAAAAGCUUUUGCUAAUUAG
Molecule: messenger RNA, 288 nt
Organism: Ceutorhynchus assimilis (cabbage seed weevil)
Lineage: Eukaryota; Metazoa; Arthropoda; Insecta; Coleoptera; Curculionidae
Source: the annotation of a GenBank genome assembly